AUGAAGACUGCGUUGGUUUUGCUCACUACUGCCGUCGCAGCUGUCUCUGCCGCUCCUAAUGGAGGUAUCCCGCCAGGAACGCAGAUUAGCUGCUCCAAGGCCAAUGGGAAAUUCUGCUUAGACGCCACUACCAUCGUGGACUGUGAUGCCAACGCCGUUGGCACUCGCAGCAACUGCAACGACGUCCUUGCUGCUUACCCCCCUGCUGGACGUACGGCCUUGUGUUGGCAAUCAGGACCUCAGGCUUUUGAUGCUGUGUGCCAAAAGAGUUGUGUUGUCUACACCCCGAAACAAUCCACCCUUGCGGCCGACAAAUGCACUGCCGGUGUUACGCCAACCCUCUAUCCCACUGGUACUCAAACCGGAACCUCCACUGGUACUCGAACCGGAACCUCCACUGGUACCGCCAGCCAGCCGUCAGGAACGACCCAGACUACCCCAUCCAACACGUCGAAAACCGGCGUUGUGACUAUUCCUGAGGGCACCGGCACCCGCACGAGCCUGGGAACUGCCACCGUUCCUACUACCUCCCCCAGUAAGCUGACCUCAACUGGUACUUGGUCGCCUACUGAAUCUGACGAAUGCCCUGCCCCUACAGCAUCUUCUACUGCCACUGGCAAACCUGGUAAUACCACUGCGCCUCCUGGUACUAAGACUACCUCCAAGACUACAACUCCCACUGCUGGUGCGAAUGCCAAUCAUGCCGUCGGUGCUCUGGCCGCUGCCGGAUUCCUCGCUGCUUUCUUGUUUUAA
Molecule: messenger RNA, 753 nt
Organism: Pochonia chlamydosporia 170
Lineage: Eukaryota; Fungi; Ascomycota; Sordariomycetes; Hypocreales; Clavicipitaceae
Exons: 2
Coding region: 1-753 (250 amino acids)
Source: RefSeq, a predicted model, not a curated record